GCGGCCGCAGCUGGGGCGCUAUGGCCGACGGCGCCGGCCCCGCAGAGGCGCCCAGUCCGAGGGGCUCCCCGGGCCGGGCGCCCCGGGUCCCGCGCCCGGGCGGCGGCGGCGGCGGGGAGCCCCCGAGGACGCCGGCGCUGGCGCUGCGCUUCGACAAGCCCAUCAAGCAGGCCUUCUACAACACGGGGGCCGUGCUGUUCGUGUGCCUGUGCUGCGGCGCCGCCGUGCUCGUCUACUUCAUCCUGGAGGCCUUCCUGCGGCCGCUGCUCUGGGCCGUGCUGUGCGGCACCUUCCUGCACCCCUUCAAGAGCUCCCUGACGCGCCUGGGCCGCCACUGGCUGCAGCGCCUGCACCGCGCGCACACGCCCAUCGUGCUGGCCGCGCUGCUGCUGCCGCUCUGCUUCGCCGACUACGGCGUCGAGGCCCUGGGCGAGCAGGCGCUGCGCCGCCGCCGCCUGCUGCUGCUGCUGGGCGCCGGCGGCCCGCUCCUCUACGGCCUCUACAGCCUGGGCAGCUACCUGGGCGUGCAGGUGCUGCUGGCCUACGCCGGCGCGCUCAUCUGCCGCGGGCUGGACUACUUCAGCAGCCUGUGGAUCUGGACGUUGGUAGUUGGCUAUGUGUUGACUGUUUCAUUCAAGUGGAAUGCAAGCACUGAACGCUACUUGAGAGCAGUUUCAAUUCCUGUCUGGAUUAUAUUGCUUUUUCAUUUAGCAUCCCUGGCUGGCUCAUGGAGAAUUCCUGUAUUCCUGGUUAUUGUUUUCCUGAUGUCUGUGGGCACCCUCUAUGAGAAACAGAAUGGAAAAGAGUCUUCUGGAGCAGAGUUACCAGGGCAGGUUAUUUCCAUGGCAGCUUCUACCCUAGCAACCUUGGCCAUCUCUAUCACAGGAUAUGAAUCGAGCUCUGAGGACCAGCCCUCCACUGAACCUGCAGAGACCAUGGACAGAGGAGAACCCCCUCCAGCGUUAUCUUCAACUCCUUCACCUUCCUCCCCUUCACCUACCCUGGGCAGGCAAAGGCCUGAAAUGGGAACAUUUGUCAGGAAGAAGAAAACCAGUGACAUCUACUUCGUGUCCCUCGUGUGGGCCAUUAUUGGAGUCCAGCUCUGGUUGAACCUGUGGAUUGUACAGUUGCUGCCAGUGCCUAUUGCAGUCUGGAUCCUCAAAAAGCUUGUUAUUCACUUUGGAGUUGUGGACUUCCUGGAGAAGCGCUGCCUCGUGUGGUGGCAGGCUGUAGAGCACUUCCUCAGGGAGCGGCAGGAGGCUCUCGCACCCUGGCCAGUUGUUGGGCUUGGAAAAUUCUUGUUAAAAGUUGAUAGCAAGCUCUGGCACUGGCUAAAUAAGAAGAUGAUCAUCUGGUUGGAGAAGAUGUUAGACAAAAUAAUAAGCAUUUUCAUCAUAUUUUUGUUAGUGAUAGGAACCCUUCUUUUAGCCCUACUCCUGACUGCAAAGGUACAUCAAGAGAGUGUACACAUGAUUGAAGUCACAAGCAAUUUGAUAAAUGAGACUCUAGCAAAUCACCCUGAGUGGGCAAAUUGGCUUCCUGAGGCUCAAGUAGUCCAAAGAGCCCUCAAUUCUGCAGCUAACAACGUAUACCAGUAUGGAAGAGAAUGGAUAACUCACAAGCUUCAUAAAAUUCUGGGAGAUAAGGUGAACAAUACUGCUAUGAUUGAAAAGCAAGUACUAGAACUUUGGGACAGAUUGUACCAUUCUUGGUUUGUAAAGAACAUAACGCAUUCUGGAAGACACAAAGGACACAAGAUGCAUAUAAAUCGUCAGAAUAGCUGGCUGGGAGACAUUCUGGACUGGCAAGAUAUUGCUUCCUUUGUUCACGAGAACAUUGAGACAUUUCUCUCGAUCUUAGAGUCUCUGUGGAUUGUCAUGAGCCGGAAUGUGAGCCUGCUUUUCACUACUGUCACCACACUCCUAACCAUCCUUUUCUACAGUGGGACCGCCCUUCUCAAUUUCGUGCUGUCUCUGAUAAUUUUCCUGACCACACUAUUUUAUCUAUUAAGUUCCAGUGAUGAGUACUACAAGCCAGUGAAGUGGGUGAUAAGCCUGACACCAUUGUCUCAGCCAGGCCCUUCUUCUAAUAUAAUUGGCCAGUCUGUGGAAGAAGCUAUCAGAGGGGUGUUUGAUGCUUCCCUCAAAAUGGCUGGCUUCUACGGACUGUACACUUGGCUGACUCAUACUAUAUUUGGCAUCAAUAUUGUCUUCAUACCAUCAGCUUUAGCAGCAAUCCUGGGAGCAGUGCCCUUCCUAGGGACAUACUGGGCAGCAGUACCUGCAGUUCUAGACCUGUGGCUUACACAAGGCUUAGGGUGCAAAGCCAUCCUACUGUUGGUUUUUCAUCUCCUGCCAACGUAUUUUGUAGAUACUGCCAUCUAUUCGGAUAUAUCAGGAGGCGGGCAUCCUUACUUGACAGGUUUGGCAGUGGCUGGUGGGGCCUACUACUUGGGCCUGGAAGGAGCAAUCAUUGGACCCAUACUUCUCUGCAUACUUGUGGUCGCUUCCAACAUCUAUAGUGCCAUGCUAAUGAGUCCUACAAAUUCAGUGCCCACGCCAAACCAGACCCCAUGGCCUGCUCAGACUCAGCGGACUUUCCAUGAUAUUUCUGAUGAUCUGAAAUCUUCCGUAGACUGACAUGGUUUGCACCACAGUGAUUUCUGUAGGAGGUUCAGUCUUGAUAGUGAGCCCAGCUCAGCUGUGGCCUUCUGUCCUUUCAUCUGUGCCUAGCAAGCAGAGCCCGGGGAAGAAGCCGAACCCUCCUGGCCUUCCAUACAGAAUACCUGGACAAGAGAGAACUUGCUGUGGGUUGCUUUGCCUUUUAAAGCACAGCUUUAGAGCUCAGAUUUGUGGUUUGCUCACUUACUCGAUGGCUUGAAAAGUUUCAGUUUAUACACUGGUACCAUGGCUUGAGAUUUCCCACUUUGGUUAUCUAUAUCAUUAUAAUAUGUAUUUAUAAAGUUAUUUCAAGAGCCUGAACUACCUGCCGUUAAAAGUAUUCACAGCGUCAUUUUCUCCUGGUUUAAGAAAUCUGUUCUUAAACUUUUCUAUGACCGUCACUUUUUAAUGAAGAGGGUUUUUCAACUUUUGAAUAUGUAGUUGCUGGAGCAGGAAAAGGGAGUCUUCCACCCCUCUCCCCCCAUGCAUGGUCCCCUCCGUAAGUGUAAGGCGGGGUGGCGUAUUUGAAGGUCAGCUAGUUGUGUGUUGCAACCAUAGGAGACACAGAAAAACAAGCUCUUCCUCCCCUUUCUCCUCCUCCCAUCCGCCAUUACUCUAUUGCCAAAUUCCUAAAACUCGGUUGACCACUUUGAAGUAAAAUACUUAUUACGCUGCUGUUAAUGGUAACAGUACAACAGAAUUCAUGUCUGGUUCAGAUUUUCUUUCCAAAGGCCCUGAGUGAAAAAUCUCAGGAGUAGCAGUUCUCUGAGUUGUUAAAUGUAUCCCUGUUUACUUAUUUGGAAUUAUGCCAAUUGGUUACUUAUUAGCAGUAGAAUGUUACAUUCAGGUAGUAUUUUUCCAUCACUUAGCACAGUGCCUUGCACAUAAGACUCUAGAUGAAGGCGUGUUGAAUUAUGACUUGUUAAGUCUCCCAGACAUCACAAUAACCAGCAUAGUGCUUUGCAUCUUACAAAGUCAUUUUGCGCAUAUUAUUUCACAGUCCCUUCCUGGCAGCUUUCAUAUAGCUUUAUAUCAUUUCAUACCACUUCCGUACAGAUGGGAAAACUAAGGUUCAGAAAAGUUUAGUAAGAUUUUUACCUCAAAUCUUUCUGACUCUAUAGCCUGCAAACUCUGCUAUGCUGUAUUAUUUCUUCCACAACUGUAUACAGUUUUCCCAGUAUUUGUCCUAUAGUUAAGGACAGGCUGGGGCCAGAACCCAGCUCUUAGCUUGGUCUCCUUCCCACUGUACAAAACAAUCAUUGGGCGCUUUCUCCAUCCCCAGGGGAAUAGGAGGAGAAAGCGUUCCUUGAAUAUCAAAGACUUCCCUUUCAAAAAUGCCUAAAAGUAAAAAUCAUUUUGUUUUCUAAACCAUCUGACUGAGAAGCAUAGUCAAUGAUAAUUAGCUUAAAUUUAUUCUGAUAUUACUUAAGAAAUUAACUCCGUAUAGGAAAAGAGGCUCCUGUGAGGGUUUUGACUGUUUCUAUAGUAGCCUACGUGCAGAUCUCUUGUUUUUGUUAUCCUUCUACAAUUAUAAUCUGGUAUUAUACCAAGCGUUCCAUUUGACCGCUAAUGGACUCCUUUUUUUCCUUAGUCAGUUGUUCAGUUGUUUGUUCAGUAACACAUUCAUUGAAAGUUGGCCAUCUCUGGUUUCCAUGCCAACCACUGUACAGGGUGCUGUAGGGGAUAGCUCCUAGGAAGGCCCUUUCCCCCCAUGUAAAUCUUAGAUCUUGUGCUUGCUAAAAUUAUGAAUUUUGCAUUAAAAGGGUUAAAAAAGAAAUCAGGUUUGUUUUUGUUAAUUGUAUACUGGUAAGUUUAUAGCUAUAAUUGGCACAUAUCAUAAGAGACAACUAUUAUACAUAGUGAGUUUAGUGUGCAUAUACAAAUUAUGUUCCUCCAAAGUGUUUUUAGCUGUAUAAAGUGAUACAACAAAACAAAACAAAAAAACUUGAGCCUAAUGUAUGACUGUUACUGGUCAUAAUUAUUAGUAUAAAUAUCAGGUUCCUAGGAACUUUGAGCCCUAAGAGAAUGGUUUGGAGCUCCAAAAUUGGCAGUGAUAUAAUAUCACUCGAAAAAUCAGGAGCAGAGGUACCUCCAGAGUGCUACACAGUUUUCAGGAGGCCUGAAUUGCCCUGCCCCAGUGCUCCAGCAGCUGCGUAAGGACUCAGAAGGCCAACCAGCUGGGGGAGGGGUCCUCAAACAGAGAAACAUAUUCCCUUAGAUAGUGAAGAGGUUUUACACAAUUUUCACAGGGCACAGAGAUCACGUGGUAUGAAAAUCAGGGAGUCUCAAGCUCAUGUCUCAAAACAGCGUAUCCCCACAUUCUCAGGAUUUAUCCCAGAAAGAAUACAUUUCCCUAGGGACAGACAGUGCAUUAAUGAAGUAGUGCCAGUAAAAAUGGAUACAGAAAUCCUAUCACACAGUCUUACAUUUUUAUAGCUUUAUUAAAGAUUAGUUUUAAGUUCACAUUCACCAUUUCCGUUGUAAAUCGAAUGGAGGAACGGGAGAAGAUAGAAGUCUCUACACAGACGUGCUCCUCUUUUUUCUGAGAAUAAAGUAUAACGUUUUUAUCAUAAAACCCAUGUCCUAUAAAUCCUUCUUCCAUUCCAAAAUCCCUAUCACAUUCUGUGUUUCUGGAAGUGAUCUGUCGCAGUGCCUGAGAUACACGUCUUACUUCUGUUUAAAUUUGUGAGGACUCCUAACACUCUGUCCUAUUAGAGGUAGUUAGCUUGCAGAAUUUUCCUGUGCCUUGUGAGACUGGUGUAGAUCGACUCUCGACAAGGGGAGGAUUACCCAAGAAGUGUUUCUGGAGGCAUGCUGUAUUUAAACAAACUCAGAGCCUUUGGAAACAGCAGCUUAUUCCAUUUAAAGUGCUGCUAAGGGGCUUGCAGACAAGGUCUCUGGCUAACCUUGGUCUUCAAUACCCAUUGUGACCCUACUCGUACCCCUAGUUCCCACACGGGUUGUAUUUAGUACUUCAGGAUGUAUCACUACUGGGCAAUAAAUACUCAGAAAUUCAGGCCAUGAAGGGUCAGAUUAGAGCAAAAAAAAUUUUAGGUGAGCUAUCCAGGGCUCUCAACUUCAGGGUUUAUAGGAAAAACCCCCUUCAGAACUUCCCAUGCUCUAGUCCCGACUGCCAGUUUCCUCUAGGGGGUCUUCUAAGACUCUAAGAAGAGUAUUACAGUAGGCAUUUCACAUUGGAGAUGGUCCCUGGCAACAAGUGUGAGUUCCAGCUGAGAGCAAGUACUUUUUUUUUCUUUAAUUUUUGUUCUUACACAUUUGCCAUCAAAAUAUAUUCAUUUCAUUAAUGUAUUAAGGACCUGCAAGAUAAUGUGCUAAAACCAGAGCAGUUAUUUUUUGAUAGUUUAAAAAUAAUCGAGAGAAUUGUAAAUCGAGAUGUUCUGUCUACUUGAGUCGUGGAAAUUCUGUGCUACAAAGGGCCUUUUUUUUUUUUAAGAUUUUAUUUAUUCAUGACAAAUAGAGAGAGAGGCAGAGACACAGGCAGAGGGAGAAGCAGGCUCCAUGCAGGGAGCCCGACGUGGGAGUCGAUCCCGGGUCUCCAGGAUCACACGCCCGGCUGAAGGCGGUGCUGAACCGCUGAGCCACUGGGGCUGCCCCAAAGGGCCUUAUAAUUAGGUGAUCCUGUCCUUUUCUAGGGGAGAAAACAAAUCUAUAGGUAAAAUGACUUUUCUAACACAUACAGAGCCAGUUAGUAACAGAAUUCUGAGUAGAAUACAGUUCUUUUUUCUCUUAGCCUGUUGUUCUACUUCUCUUCCCUUUUUUCCCUUAUAGUUGAGCAGCUUUUGGAAAAAUGUGUUUCUUAUAGCAGUAGUUCCAAGGGAUGUUAUUAGAUGUUAUAAGAGACAAAAGUGUGCAUGGGGGAAGGGGACUCUGUGGUCAAUUAAAAUUGAGGAAUGCUGAGAUUGUUUCCUUUCUGUAGGACUUCUAAGAGUUUUUAGCGUGCUGUUACAUAUUGUGAAUUUAUGAGGGGACAAAGACUGUGUUUACUAGACUUAUUUGACCUUACACUGCAACCCCCCGUCCCCUGCCCCCAUCCUUUUAGUAGAGCUUCUCCAAGGACUAUUGGUCCUUUGGGAAACAUGGCUCUUGAGUAAGUUUACAGCUCUUUUAGGAGACAUCCUUAAUGGAAAUUCUGAAUGGUAAAUCUAUUACUACAGUACCACAUAAACUAUAAUAAAUCUCAAAGGUUAGUGAGAUACCAGAAAGAAAACAUAUUUGCCAUUCAGAGCUAUACGUAAAGUAUAGAGAUUCUUUUCCACCUAUGGUGUGUAAAAUCAGUAUUUGUGUUUAGUUCUGCAAGUUUUUCAAGGAUCUGUUAAUGUGCAAAUACAGUGGUGAUCUAUUGAUAAUACAUUUUAAUAAUGCCUUUGUAUGUCACUCUUUUGUUUUCAGACUGCUUUCAUAACAACCUUGUGAGAUAGGCAGGUGUUAAGUAUUAUCAAAUGAGGCACUGGAGGCUCAGAAAGGUUUUUUUGUGAUUUUUCCUGUAAGUUUAUACCAUAAAGUGAUGGAGCCAGAAUUCAGUUGCAGGACUUCUGACUCCAAGUCCAGAGUUCUUUACUCCACACCUGGUUUCUUAUUUUUCUUCUGGCUUUAUAUCUUACAAUUGAAAGGUGUGGAAGGCGAAUCUUAAAGUAGUAUCAUUUUGGCCUACUAUCAAAUCCUAUUUCUUUUUUAUUGCAGUGACCCAGAAAGUGUAACUCUCAUUAGAGCUAUCCCAAAGAAAACCUUUCUUUUGUCUUUUGCAGUGCCACUUGUUUGGGUGACUAAAUACGUUUCAAAUACCAUUUGAUUCGAAAACCAAGCUUGGAUACAUAGUUGUAAUUGCUUAUGUAACUUUUGGAAAAGAUAUCCUCUGCAUUCUCAGGCAAAGUAGAGCUGGUUUGAAAGCGAAAAAGUUUAUUCAAAUACAACAGUACAUAUUCUUUAUUCUCACACAGAUGCUACUUAGCUUUAACUUGCUUUGACAACCUUCUAAUGUAACCUCUUUGUAAAUGUGAAAUAUUUAUAUUUUGAAAUAAAAUUACUAGUGUUGAAUGAA
This is a messenger RNA of Nyctereutes procyonoides (raccoon dog), 7719 nucleotides long. It is a transcript of the gene TMEM245, whose product is annotated as transmembrane protein 245. Bases 21 to 2639 code for a protein of 872 amino acids. Lineage: Eukaryota; Metazoa; Chordata; Mammalia; Carnivora; Canidae. The record is from RefSeq and is a predicted model, not a curated record. The transcript has 18 exons.